This is a messenger RNA of Schistocerca americana (American grasshopper), 1683 nucleotides long. Its product is annotated as vesicle transport protein GOT1B. The transcript is spliced from 5 exons. Gene Ontology annotation, biological process: endoplasmic reticulum to Golgi vesicle-mediated transport; retrograde transport, endosome to Golgi. Lineage: Eukaryota; Metazoa; Arthropoda; Insecta; Orthoptera; Acrididae. Gene Ontology annotation, cellular component: endoplasmic reticulum; membrane. The record is from RefSeq and is a predicted model, not a curated record. The coding region runs from base 290 to 712 and encodes 140 amino acids.
UGAUGUUUGGUUCUCUUUGCGCAGUGCGCGAAAUGUAGUUGAAAUUUUGGCACAUCUCUGACAUAUAAGUGAUGAAUAGUGUUUAUGAUAUUUGUGUGAUAAAUGGGUCUAUCAACACUAGCUGCUGUGAAUAAAUACGGGUGAUGCACAACUAUAGUUUGCUUGAUGUUAUCCGAAAUUCGGAGUUUGCGAGACGCCGACAAUGCGCGGAUGACGUGGAGGUGUAGACGCCGUACGGAUUUGUGAGAAGUGUUUCACUGCAGAAUACACGUAUAGAAAUAGAAAGAAAAUGUUCGAAAUCACGGAUGUUCAAAAAAUUGGUGUUGGUUUGGCUGGUUUCGGGAUAGCAUUUCUAUUCCUUGGCGUGCUGCUCCUAUUUGACAAGGGCCUGUUAGCCCUUGGAAAUAUACUUUUCAUCUCGGGAUUAGCAUGUGUGAUUGGAUUAGAACGGACGUUCAGAUUCUUCUUCCAGAGACACAAAGUUCGAGCGUCUGUUGCCUUCUUUGCAGGCAUUCUUGUUGUUUUAUUUGGUUGGCCAUUAGUCGGUAUGCUGAUUGAGACAUAUGGAUUUGUGUUGUUGUUCAGUGGCUUCUUUCCUGUUGCAAUCAAUUUCCUACGAAGGGUACCAGUUCUUGGAACAGUAUUAAAUCUACCUGGAAUUAGAGGGAUUAUUGACAAGCUGGCAGGAGACUCCUCGAGGACAAUGGUUUGACAGCAAGAUUAACUUUGCAAUGAGCAACUUGCAAUGUGCAGCACUUUGAAAGUGUGGGAAGUUUUGUGUGAUAAUGUGUGAAGGUUUUUGUGUGUACUUUAAGAAAAAUUUAUGCGCGGUGUCAUCAUUGAAUAAUGGUGAAGCGGUGGUGUAACAUGAUGUGAAGCCGUUCACAAUGACACUUGAAAAUGCUUGCCUUCCUGAGUGUUCUUGGGAGUGUUAAUUGUGACAUUCCUUCGGAGUGUUGGAGAACAUUUCUCACUAUUGACACAUAUUCAUGUUUCUAUCAUGUAAAUAUGUGCAAUCCUGCUUGAGAUUUUCGUCGUGGCAGUGGAGUCACUGCUGCUACAUAUGAUUGCUAAGUGGUGUUAUCAGGUACUUACUUGUUACAUGCACAGUCAUAAGCUCAACAUUUUUAUGAUCUGUGAUAUACACAGUGAUGAGCGGAUAUAAAGAAGCAUAUUUUGUGCUAAUGUUUUAUACAAUCUGUUUCUCUUAGUGAAUUUUCCAGUGUUUUCUGUGAGUUCCAUCAGAUGUAAUGGAAAGAUUUAACUGCAAGUGCAAAGACCGGUAUUACAAAUGUAUUGUAUAUUGUAAUCAUCUCCUCAUGCUCGUAUAACUGUGCAUCCAGACACUGAUACAUAUCAUCAAUUUCUGGUGUAAUAACAUUCCCUUUUUGUGUACAUAAAAGAAUAAAUUAUCUGUCAGUAUUGUUCUGGCUGUGUGCUAAACACACUUUAAUUUGGGUAUGAAUAUCUCAUUUCUGAAUUAAUUUUGUGUAAUUACCAGUAAGUAGCAUUCCCACAUAACAGUACUUCUAGCAGAUUGUGAUUGCUUUCUCCAGAAUGUAUCACAUAGAAAAUUAAAACCAUGUUGUGCAAAAUUUUACCUGCCAUAUAACGAAAUUUAAAAACCCCAUGCAGUGGGAUGGUUUUGUUGUACAACUAAAUAAAAGUUUAAUAACAGUCCAA